This is a messenger RNA of Leucoraja erinaceus (little skate), 3025 nucleotides long. RefSeq names its product retinal degeneration 3, GUCY2D regulator (gene rd3). NCBI's taxonomy places the organism in Eukaryota, Metazoa, Chordata, Chondrichthyes, Rajiformes, Rajidae. The record is from RefSeq and is a predicted model, not a curated record. The transcript has 3 exons. The coding region runs from base 1156 to 1749 and encodes 197 amino acids.
GUUAGAUCAGCCAGGAUUGAAUGGCGGAGUAGACUUGAUGGGCCGGGUGGCCUAAUUCUGCUCUUUUCACCUAUGAUCUUAUGAACUUAUGAAAAGGGUUCUGAAUGUCUACCCUGGGAUCUGAAGCCACACCUGACCUUGUGGGCAGAGGAGUUAAUAGGCCUGAUGCAGUACCUAUCUUGACUAGUCAUGAGCUGAAACAGGAGGCUGUGAAACUGAGAAGGUCAGUAGAAGGAUGUGAAACGAUCGCUCUACAAUAUUUCCUGGUUUAAUAAUCAAAUCCAGCAUUCCUGUCAUGUAUUGAUUAAUAUCUUACACUCUUUCUUCCCAAAGGCUGCACUUAUAUAAAUGCAUAAUAACAAUCUUCCACAUAAUAUGCAACAAUAGAAAGUGCUCUUGAUGUUAUGCAAGAAACUGUCUCCACUUUGUCCCAAUAAUAACAACACCCAAAAGAACCAAGAAGGAAGCAAUUAUUUGUUUUAUUAAAGAAAGAAAAUGCAAACGAAAUGAACGGUAGGAAACAAAUUGCCAACUAUUAGAACAGGUAAGAUUAAAGAAAUCCUCUUGUGAUUAUCAAAGAGGAUUAUUCCAAGCUCCCCGCUUUAUCAGACAACUGUUUUUCGUGUUUCAUUUAGCAAAGUACAUGUAAUCCAGUUAAAAGCAGAAGGAGACACUUGAAACAGGAAUACAGCCAUAUCAUCAACCCCGGACUGGAAAAUUCUGAGUCCGGGCAGCAAUUGAUGCGAUUUGCUUUAAUACCGUGUCUCAUUCUGGGGCUGGUGAGAGGACCUGAUGUUGUCCACUGAUGUUGUCGGUGCGCCUACACCAGCCUACGCGCCUCUCUCUCUCCGCACAAGGAUGCGCUCAAAAUGAUCGCUGUAGACAAAGCUCAAUGUGGAAAUCGGCUUAGACAAUCUCCAUGGCAACGGCAAAACCAUCACAGGAGAGCGAAGGCUUCGCCAGUGAAUCAUCAGUGAAGGUGCAACGGAGGCAACAGGUUCCGAGGGGGCAGAUUCUACAACUGCUUCUCCAGUUGGCGGACAGCAGGAAUAAAGUUGCUGCACUACAGCGGGUCUUUGCCUCCCAUGUCCUUCCAGCUGGAUGCGAGCAAGGAGAAUCUGCCUUCAACACGAAGCACGCUGCCACCAGUGAACAAUGUCGAUAUCUUCAUGGUUCAAAUGGAACGAACCCUAUCAUAGAUUCGCGCAGAGGAACCCCACAGAGAUGGUCGUGGAGACUCUCAUGAUGGAACUUGAUUGGCAGCUAAAACAAGCUGAGAAGAUGCAAAGGGAGCGAGAAGAUGAGUACAGAAGAAUAAAAACAGGCGUGGAUUACAGCUGGCUGGUCAGCCACCCUCAACACAGUUCAGGCAUGACCCCUGGGGAGAGACUUGACCUUGAGGAAGCCUGUUCCAAAAUCCAUCCCAGUUACUGUGGACCAACGGUACUUAGAUUUCGGCAAAUGAUGGUUGAAGAUGAACCUGAGGUCCAUGAAGUGGUGCAGUUAUUCCAAUCCGUUCUUCAGGAAACUAUGGGGAGAAUGAAGGAAGAUCAAGAAACAAGGAAAUUAACCAGGCAGUGGAGCAAGAAACGGACAGUGAGUCACACCAUGAUGACAUUUAAAUCUCGAGUGAGGAUCUAUCCCUUCAACAGUGACAUCAAGACAGUUUCAGAAGAUGUGGAGCAAACCUUUGUUGCACCAAGGCGCGUAUGGAGCAUGCCAGAGUUCAAGACUUUAAAAGAGUUAUGAUGGAUGGUGCAAUCUAAUUUAAGUGACCGUGCAGAGUCCAUCAAAUGUACUUAAUCAUUCAAUUUAAGAUCGACUUUGAACUAUUCAUUCAGAAGAUAUGGCACAAUUGGCAAGGUCAGCAUUUAUUGUUCAUCUCCUGUAAUUGUUGGCUUGCUAUUUGAUUUCAGACGAGAGUUAAGUCAACUACGUUGCUAUGGAUCUGGAGUCACAUAGAGGGCAGACGCGUUAGACAGCAAAUUUAAUUCCCGGAAGGAACAUUAGUGAAUUAGUUGUAUAUUUAUAACAAUCCAGCAGUAUCAUGAUCACCAUUUCUGAUACUUGCUUAUUGAUUUCACAAUCCAGCUGAAUUUAAAUUUCCCUUCUGCCAUUGUGCGGUUUUUAUUUAAGCUUGUAUAUAAUAUUAAGGCUUUUGAAAUGCGAAUCUUGCACACCAGGCUAAUGUGCCCGCAAUCUUCCAGAAACUGUGCCUGAUGUGAAUGUGUAUUGUCCACCUGCUGUAAUCAGCAUUUGCUCUUGUGAACUUGCGGAUGAGAAAUGAAUGGCCUAUUCCUGAAUAUAGUACAACUGAAAUUGGUUUCUAACAAAAAUACAGAACAAACAAGUGAUUUGGAAACCUGACGUUAAACAAAUUUCUGUUGAACAUAAACUCGUGUCAUUUCACUUACAUAUGAAUUAUUAGUAUAUCAUCAUGUAUUGCUGAUAUACCAAGGAAUGUUUGUUGUUUGAAGAAGGGUCUUGACCCUAAACGUCACCCAUUCCUUCUCUCCUGAGAUGCUGCCUGUUCCGCUGAGUUACUCCAUCAUUUUGUGUCUAUCUUCGAUUUAAGCCAGCAUCUGCAGUUCUUUCCUCUACAUGUUUGUAGUGGUCUAUAAAAAAAUAAUCCAUUGGCAUUUUAGGUGUUUCUCCAUAAACAAGUUUCCAUAGUGCAAGAUCAAUAAUGAAAUGUGAUGUUUUUUAUUAGAUAUUUUUAAGAGGUGUGUUGCAAAUGGAGACUAUUUCAGUUAUUUCCACAUAAAUCAGUUUUAUUUUCACUGUCUUCAAAUAUCAUGCUAUGUAUCCUAUUACAAUUAAUCCCUUCAAAUGGUACAAGUUAGAAGCUAGGAAUAGAGGAGGGCUAACAGACGUUUUUCUGAUAAUGUCAACCGUAUGUUUGCGACCUGGUAAAGUGCCCUUGGCACACCCCAUAUCAAUAUGAAUGAUGCAGAUCAGUUCCUCAAAAUCUACAUACAUUGUGGGUCGGGGCAUAAAGUAGUGACCAGCUCCCCCCUCCCCCUCC